AACACCCUUUCCCGAACGCGCUUUCUCUCCCUUCACUGCAUCGGACCUGCGUUGACCUUGACCUCGCCCUCUUCCUCUUUUUUUCCCCUCCCACCAACCUUUCGCGGAGGCCGCGCGGGUCGUCAGGCCCCUUCCAGCCUUUACCAACCCUCGAGGAGAUCAUAUCAAUCUGGCCGAGAAAUCCUUCGAGCCCUCAAGAGAAGAAGAUCCAAUCCAAAAAAUCCAAUCCCACCAUGGCUUCCACCAACUCAGGUGCAACUCCACCUCCAAAACCUUGGGAACAAGCAGGGAACUCAUCUGGUCCUGCACCUUUCAAGCCGCCAUCAUCUGGCAGCACAAGUGAAGUAGUUGAAGCAUCUGGGACAGCAAAUGCAGGAGAGAUUGUUCCAAAUGCUCAGAGGAAUACUUCAACAACAAAUACUCUUGGGAGGCCUGUGCCACCAAGGCCAUGGGAGCAAAGUUAUGGGAACAGCUAUUACAACUCAGGCCAUGGUUCCAGCUUAUUCAGUCCAUAUAGUACACUUGGUGGUUCAUAUAAUAGUGGCCUUUAUGGAAAUAGCAUGUACAGAAGUUUUGGAGGUUUUGGAGGCAACAUGUAUAACAAUGGAUUUGGUGGCCCAUUGGGUUCUUAUGGGAUGGGUGUUGGUGGUCCGUAUGGCAAUGAGGAUCCUAAUAACCCAUAUGGCCCUUCAUCACCUCCAGGCUUCUGGAUAUCCUUCAUUCGAGUGAUGAAUGGAGUUGUGAACUUUUUUGGUCGGAUAUCAAUCCUUAUUGAUCAGAAUACUCAAGCCUUCCAUCUGUUUAUGUCAGCACUUCUUCAAAUCAUCGACCGUACUGGCUUAUUAUAUGGUGAGCUUGCAAGGUUUGUGUUGCGGUUGCUGGGGAUCAGAAAAAAGCCAAGAAAAGACCAAAAACUGGGAUCUUCUGAGCUUUCUGGUAACUCUCAAGUGCCGGGACAAAGGUACAUUGAGGGCCCUAGAGAUGCUAGUGGUUCGUGGGAUAAUGUCUGGGGAGAUGGUAUCAGAGGAUCCAGCUGAAACAGGCUUGGGGUAUGUAAUAGAGCAUGGAAUUCAUAAAAGUGAUUUUUGAUGCAGCCAUGAGUAAAGGUUGUGAUGCAUGUUGAGAGGUAUUGGUUAUUGUUUCUAGUCUCAGGCAUGUUCGGAUUACAAUGGUUGUUCAAGUAAGUGAUUUCUACAUAUAAUCUGUAUGGGAGUAAAUUUUCCAACUUGCUGGGACAAAGAUCCAUAAUUCUGCUGUUCAUCAGUCAGUUUCUUGCUGAUAAAUUAUAUCAGUCAGCUGUCAGAUGUGCUCUGUGAUUCUAAACAGCCAAUAUCUGUUACUUCUUAAUUAGUACAUUCAGCAUUGCACAUGCUUCAAUUGCUUUUUGGUGGCUCCUGUUACGACCUUACAAAGUAAACCAUCGCAAAUCAAAUAGUCAUUUAAUUGCUCCCAGAGGUUUUGUUCUUAUAGAUCCCUGGUUUAUGUAUGCUGAACAAAGUUGACAUUCAUUAGAUUGGUAUUUUCUGUUGGGCUGUUGGUCUUA
Molecule: messenger RNA, 1543 nt
Organism: Elaeis guineensis (African oil palm)
Lineage: Eukaryota; Viridiplantae; Streptophyta; Magnoliopsida; Arecales; Arecaceae
Product: peroxisomal membrane protein 13
Biological process (GO): protein import into peroxisome matrix, docking
Cellular component (GO): peroxisomal membrane; peroxisomal importomer complex; peroxisome
Source: RefSeq, a predicted model, not a curated record